Rotaria sp. Silwood1 is the source of this 1995-nucleotide messenger RNA. The record is from the annotation of a GenBank genome assembly. Lineage: Eukaryota; Metazoa; Rotifera; Eurotatoria; Philodinida; Philodinidae.
AUGACAGAUCAACAAAAUGAAACACUAACAACAACAUCACAUAUUACCACAUCAACAACAAAAACUGGUUUAGAACGUUUGGCUCAACUCUAUCCACAUGUAACUGAAGAUACACCAUUACCAUCGAAAUGGAGUUCAAAAGAAAAAGCAUCACCUCUAGCACUUCAGCAAAAUAAUCUUCUUGUAACAUAUAAAGGACCUGGAAAAUCACAUAAAGAUGCAGCUAGUGUCCGUUCUGAUCAUCCUAUUCCACCACUUACUGGAAUUUAUUAUUAUGAAAUAAAAAUUAUUAGCAAAGGUCGUGAUGGAUAUAUGGGUAUUGGUCUUUCAACUAGUGAAGUGAAUCUCAACCGUUUACCAGGAUGGGAUAAAGGCUCAUAUGGUUAUCAUGGUGAUGAUGGUCAUUCAUUUUGUUCAUCAGGUGCUGGUAUUGCCUAUGGACCAACAUUUACAACCGGUGAUUUUGUUGGCUGUUGUGUAAAUUUUCUUGAAAAUUCUUGUUUUUAUACUCACAAUGGUUAUAACAUUGGUACAUCAUUCAAAGACAUACCGGCAGAAGUCUAUCCAACAGUAGGAUUACAAACACCACUUGAAGCUAUCGAAGCAAAUUUUGGUCUUAGUCCAUUUAAAUUUGAUAUAGACAAAUACAUGGAUGAAUAUCGAGAAAAAACUCGUCGAGCAAUAGUAGAAUGUACAUUAAAAGAAAAUGAAUUAUUACAUCAAGUUCAAUUACGUCGUAUUGUUUCAACAUAUCUUGUGCAUUAUGGUUAUUGUGCUACAGCUGAACAAUUUAAUAAGAAUGCUGAAAAUGUCUAUGCUGAUGAACUUAAUUCUAUGCGUAAUAGACAACUUAUUCAAAAUUUAAUACUCGAAGGUCAUACAACAGAUGCAAUUGAAAAAACCAAAGAACUUUUUCCUACAUUGCUCAAUAAUAAAAAUCUUUUAUUUGUGCUCAAAGUUCGUCAAUUUAUUGAAAUGAUAAAUGGAACUGAAAGCGAAAUUCCUAAACCGUCCAUAUCGUCUCAAAUAACAAAUACUUCAUUAUUAAAUCAUAUAGAUCAUUCAAAUAGUUCAUGUUCUAAUGAAAAUUCUUCUGGUGCAACAACAAAUGAACGUUCAUCAUCACCUAUAAAUAAAACUAAUACAUCUUCACGUUCUCGUUCCAAUAGUCCAUCUACAUCUGGACAUAAUCAAACAACGAAUUCAGAGGUACAACAACAACAACAUAGUAAUGGAACAAUCAAUUCUUCAUCACGUCGAUCAAGUGCAAAUGAUAAUGAAUUAUUACAAGAAAUUAAUACAACAGUAAAUCCGUUACCAUCGCAUAAUAAUGUAACUCAUCUUAUGGAUAUAGAUGAUGAACAUCAUGCUAAUAAUACAACAAAUGGUUUUAGCAAUAAUGGAACAGUAUCUUCUUCUUCCUCUUCAUCUGCUUCUUCUUCUUCUUCUACAAAUCAAAUAUCUAAUGGUCAUUCACUAUUUGAUGAUGAUAGUAAUAAUCUAAUUAUUGAUAAGAAUACAAACAGUAAUGAAUAUUUAGCAAAAUCAACAGAAACUUUCGAUAGAAUGGAAUGUGAUGGCAUUAAUGAUUCAAAUCAUACAAUGGAUAUUGAAGGAGAUUCAUCUGAUGUACAGAAAAAAGAUGAUCAACUUCUUAUUAAAAUUCUUCAAUUUGGUAGAGAAUUACAUGCACUUAAACAACAAUUAAAUAAUGAAUAUGGAGAAAAUACACAACAUGAUAAAAUGUUACAGGAUGCAUUUAGUUUAUUAGCAUAUCCAGAUCCUAAAUCAUCACCACUUGCUCAUCUAUUAGAACCAUCUCAGCGAGAAUCUAUUUCCGGUAUACUCAAUAGUGCCAUUCUUGAAGCACAUGAUAUGCCUCGACAUCCUGCUCUUGAAGUACUCGUUGGUUAUUUAAAUGAAUGUGACAAAUUAAUGCAAAAGAACAAUAUACCAGAUUGUGCCUUCAUUGAAUUGAACAAAUAUCUACGAUAA